Molecule: messenger RNA, 2200 nt
Organism: Drosophila persimilis
Lineage: Eukaryota; Metazoa; Arthropoda; Insecta; Diptera; Drosophilidae
Exons: 3
Coding region: 28-1440 (470 amino acids)
Source: RefSeq, a predicted model, not a curated record
AAUAAAUAUUAAAAGGAACAAUAAAUAAUGAAAAUGGAAGAUCUCUUGACGAAGGGUUCGUCGUCGCCGCAGGAGGAAGACGACGAAGAUGAGAAGGCGGAGCUGAAGGCAAAAGUCGCAAUUGCCUCUGAUGAGGGGGUGGAGAACGCUGAGGAUGCUGUGGAGGAGUGCGCUGAAAAGGAAAGCGCGGGUGGAAAGAAGAAAGGCACGCGCAAAAAACGCUCCCUCAACUGGGAAGAAGCGGAGAGGGGACUGCUGCUGGAGGUUAUCAAAUCAAAAGUGGCGUUCGUUGAGAACCGUAGUGUGGAUGCCAAGAGUAUCAAAGCCAAGCGUCUGGCCUGGUCCCAAAUCACCAAACAAUUUAAUGCGUUGAACUUUCGGCAUCGACUGCUCGAGCAAAUUCAGGUGCAAUGGCGCAGCAUGAAGAACUCGGCGAAGCGCGAGCAUCAGCAAAAGCAUCCCAAGUCCGAUCCCCUGGAGGGCAUGCGUAUGAUUGAGUUUAUGGAGGAGCUGCAAAAGGAUCCGGUAACCGCGCGGAGCCAAACCCGCGGGGUCAACACCAAUGGCGCCACCGUAAGCACACUCAAGAAGGAACUACUCGAUAUUGACGAAGAUGAGGAUAUGCCGCUGGCCGCCUUGCCAAACUCGACGAAUGCCAGUGAGGACACGUUGCAGACAUCCACCAUGGCCAUACCAUCGCCACCCCCCUCCACCGCUGGCGGUGAUGGGGACUCGCAGCAAGAGAGCGCUCCUUCACAGCCGCCCACUCAACGUCGCAAGCGUGCCAAACCCAAGUCAACGGUUAAUAAAAAUGAUUCCGGGGAUAUGGGAGAGGACAACGAAAAGGUAGCUCCAGUGCGAAAGCGGCGACAGCGCAAUCUCUCGCAGGCUCAGUCAAUAAUAUCAGAUGAAAAUGAAGCGUCCACAACCGUUGCGCCUAGCACAACGCCCCAGCAGUUCUCGUCGGCGGCAACAACGGUUCCCGAAACGAAUAGCCCGCCAGCCGCCCCGCAUGACCUCAUCAGCAGCACGGAUAUGGAGCAAAAGUAUAAACAUGACCUUUUCAAGCUGCUGAAACAGGCCCGUCUGGCCGAGAUAGACUAUGCACGCCGCGAGCACGAACAGAAGUUGCGCCUAGAGCAGAUGGAACAGGAAAUAAAAAUGGCAUACUACCGGCAAGAGCAGGACUUGAAGCUUCGACACAUGCGGGAAGAGCACGAUAUAAGGCUCCGGCAACAGCGACGAGAACACGAGGCGCGUCUUGGUAUUUACAGCCUCAAAUGCAGCGGACUAAAUGGAAGCAUACAGGAACAGAUGCCCCUGCCCUCAGCGAAAUGCAACGCCAAAAUGGACUACAAUAAUGUCCACAUGGACGGUGACACUGUCAAGCCAUCGACCAGUGCAGAGGGGAAGCUGGCUCUCAGUGCAGCCUGCAAUUAGUGGGCGUGGUGGGGGGGUCAGACACACGCUCGCAAUACGAAUUGCCAGAAAUUAGCCUGUAAGUGUAUUUAGAGGAAAACAUCAUCCAAUACUUUAAAAUUUAGCUUGAAAUACGUUUAGCGAAAUGUAGCCCGACCAAAUCACGGUCAGAUGAAUGAUUUCGAAGACGAAUGAAUGAAUACGAAUACUCAAAAACUACACUCAAGAUGCCACUCGGGCGCCGCCUGCCACGAAAAAUGGACUGUUUUUUUGUGCAUUUCGCACCACACACAAAUACGAGCAUACAGACAAUGCAUUUUCAAUAUAGUAUUACAUAUAUAUUUCUAAAGAUUAAGACUCCUCAAAAACAUGAUCAUUUCAAACGCGGUUGUGUCGUACGAAACAAAAAUACUCAAACACACUCUGAAUAAGUUCCCUAUUUGCAAAUCUUUAAAACGCAUACGACGCCCCAAGUCAGUCAGUAUUCUUUAUUGCCACUGUAUUAUUUUUACUUUUUACAUUUUUUAUUUGUAAGUUUUUUUUUACAAAACUUACAAUUUAGACAUAGGUACGUGUCGUAAUUGUAAAUCCCUGUAUGUCUGUUCAUACAUUACCGGAGAAUCUUUUAUAAUUCUUAUAAUCAUAAGUUACUGUACAUCGUGUUCUAUAGCGCAGUAAUGUCCUGUCACUUUGCUUCUGCUUAAUAAAAGGCAUGAUUAAGGCGAGAGCGAAGUAAAGUUAAACUAGAUAAAGAAAAUACAAAUACAUAGUGUGUAAUCAA